UCCUAGACAUAGGCUCCUCCCCGUUCCUCCCGACAUGCCUUGGGAAUUGACGACUCUUUUCCGCCGGCUGGGAAGAUGGCAGCUCCCGUUGAGGCAGUUCAGCCACUGGUGCAGUAUUUGGUUCUGAGAGGGGACUUGGCGCGGGCUCCAUUUUCAUGGCCGUUAGGCGCGCUGGUGGCGCAGGGGUGUCAUGCGGCCGUCGCAGCCCUUCACGCCCACCGCGACCACCCAAAAACGGCUGCUUAUCUCCAGGAUCUGGGGAGCAUGCGCAAAGUGGUGCUUGAGGCUCCAGAUGAGGUUGCUUUGAUGACACUGGCUGAAACCCUAAAACAGAACAACGUUGACUAUAUAUUGUGGCUGGAGCAGCCAGAGAACAUUGCUACCUGUAUAGCUCUUCGGCCUUACUUCAAAGGAGAAGUUAACACAUAUUUAAGGAAAUUCAAGCUAUUGAAAUAAUCCUGUGUCAGAACUGUUUUGGACAAAUGGGACCUAGAAAGUGCGUGAUAUCCAUCUCUUGGCAUCUCUGCAAAAACUGCAUCAGUAACUCAAUGAUAGAUUCCCACAUUUGCCCUUAGUACUGGCAGUUUCUUUAGGGGGUACUUGCAAGCAAAUUGAUUUUCUAGUAAAUUUCAACUAAUAAACAAUUCCUCUUUCUUUGAAGGUAGGAAAGAUGAAUAACACCGGGCUUCUGCUAGUCACUUUGUGACUUGAUCAGGUGCUUAUUAACUCAGGACUCUCUGGCUGGGUGGCCUUUCAACACAUUUUUAGAGUUUGAUAUGAGUAACUGUUAUUCUAGGAAAAGAAAGGAUUGUCUCUAGUCUUAUUUUUCAAAUUAUAGCUGAUUGUGAUAUGAUAUUAUAAUAUGAGGAUAACUGAUUCAUGUAGUACUUUUAAUAUUUCAAGUCAGAUCACAGGAUUUAGAGUUAAAAGUUAACUUAGAACUCAACUAGUUCAAGAGAUCUUACUCCCUUUUCCCCCACUAUGGAAAAGUCUGAAGCUUGCAGACCCUUCCUCAGAUUGUUUUUAAAUGCAUAAAAAUAUACAAGAUUACAAAUGAAACCAAGUAUAUUCAAAUAUAAUUAAUCACUUGUUUAAAAGUCCAUGAAUUCAACUGAUCUGAUCCAACUCUGACAUUUUAUAUACGAGUUUAUACUAGUAAUUUUAUAUACUAGUCAGACUACUAGUCUGAGAAUUUAGGUAACUUUACAAAGUUACAUAGUAAUAUCCCAAAUUCAAACUGAGGUCCUCUGAAGGCAGAUAUGUUUUUCCGCACUCUCCUACGUGCUUUCAUUUGCAUUUUCAUUGAUUUGGCUCUUUGUUGACAGAAAUUGCAUGUACUUACCCUCUCAAUAGAGGACUCCCAAAUAUAAUUUAACAGUUAUGUUCUUGAGUUGUUUAUUUUCAGCUGCCACUGUGUAUAUUGUAGAUAAAUAUUUUAUUGAUGCUUUCUAAAAACACCCUCUCAUCCCCAGCUCUCGGAGCACCUUCUUUUGUAAAAUGAUCACAUUGUCCAUUUCUGACAAACUGUUCUUUCUGCACGAAAGGUGGAAGCAGGAUAAAAUUGAACUUGUAACAGGAUCAGGAUAACUAGAGAGGAAAGGGGGCCAGAGCAAGGAUGGAAAAGCAGAAUAGAGUGACUGGAAGUUAGUAAGUGGGAAAAGACUUAAGUUGUGGUCAAUGGAAUUUCUGCAUUGGGAAGAUCUAGGGUAAGCCUAUUUCUGUCACUCUAUUGACAAGCACUUACUGCUUAUUCAUUCCUUUGCUGCAUGUCAAGUGCUAUUCUAAGCAAUGAGGGAAUUAAGUCAUAGUCAAGGAGUUCUCCUAAUUAGAGGAGAUAAUAUGUAAAACAUUAAGUUGACACACAAGGUACAGUACAAAUGUAUAGUAUAGAUCAUAUAAACAUUGUUGACACAAGGUAUUUUCAGAGGGAGAGCACUAAUGAAGGGGUGGUGGAGAUUACCACUAGGAGGGAGGGGUUGGGAGAUAACUAGGAAAGGAUACACAAGGUGAAAUUUGAGCUGAAUCUUGAAGGAACUUGAAGGAGAGCUCAGAGACAGAAGGAAAGACAAUGAAACAGCAAGACUAAUACUGCUAGUUUUUAGACUACUUGGAUGGAAAGAAAAUGUAAAGACUAGAAAGUUAGGAAGGGACCAGGUUGUAAUGAAAAACUUUAAAAGUUAAGCAAAAUUUUAUUGACUGGAGUUUAUUGAAUAGGGAAGAAUAAUAUUGUCAAACUUAAGCUUUUAAAAGUAAAAUAAUUUUGGCAGCCUAGUUGAGGUUGCUGUAGGAUGGGGAGAGACUUAAAAGCCAAGAGACUAACCAGCAAAUUGUUUUAAUAGUUUAGGCAUGAGAUGAUGAGAGCAUUCACCAAAAUGGUGGCUGUAUGAGUGGAAAGGAGAUGGAUGGACCUUUGAAAUGUUGCAAAGGUAGAAACAAGACUUAGCAACAGAUUGGAGAAAGAUUGGGUGAGUGAGAGAUGUUGAGGAUACACUGAUGUGAAUCUGCUUGACAUGGAUAUGGUGCUGCUCUCAAUAGGAAAGUUUAGGAAAGGGGAUAUGUUAAGUUUGAGAUGCCCAUGAGUAUGGCUAAGGUUGAAGAUACAGGUCAUGGUAGAUGACGAACUAGUAUGUCAGGAUGUUUGAGGGAACAUCAAUAUAUAUUGAAGAUCCUGAAUGUAAGGGAAGGGUUUAGGGUGGAGAAGAUAGGGAGAGUUCUUCAAAGGAAAGAGUUCUUUUAAAAUGGCAUAUACUGUCAAUGAGGUCUUAAUAUACCUGGAUGGAGUCAGUCUGCAGAGAGGGAAAAUUGCCAAAUGAUAAUGCUAGAGGAAGGGUCUAAAGUGCAGUGAGGAAGAAAGAGUAAGUUUACUUGUUUGGUCAGUUGGUGUCAGGACAGGAGGAAAAAGUGCAUAUAAUACUGGAGAAGGUAUCUGAAGCUGGGAUUGGAACUUAGGAAGAUAAAUCUUCCUGACCCCUGGCUCAGCACUCUUAUCUACAGGAUCACAUAGCUGCACCCAAAAGAUGUCAUUUAUUCAUUUGGUUAGUCCCUGCAUCUUAUCACUCAGAACUUGUUACUCUGUUGGCAGUGUCCCUCCUGGUACUCUCGAUUGAUUAUAAGAGACAUUUUGGCUUGCUGAUCUUUGACUAGAAAUAAGGUGGGAAUAAUGCUCUCUUUAUAAUAUCAAAAAGUAAGGAAUUUCUCCAGUGAUGAAUUUACAGGAGAAAAUGGAUAGGAACUGUACAGAAUGGUUAGGCUUACAUUGUGUUAUAUAGUUUGCUGCACUGGAAAGGUAGGAUAAUAGAUCUGAGUGUCUGAAAACAAGGGGACAUUGUUUCCUAUUAAUUUGGCCCACUUAAAAAAGUUCUUCAGCACCCCUGGGGGUAUCAUCAGUAGGAGGACAGCAUUCUUUGUGUAUUGUCUGAAGAAAUUAUUAGUAAUGCACAUGAAACAUAUAUUUAAGUUCCUAUGUCCUAGGAAAAGCGAUUUCAGACUCAUGAAAUGACCCUAAAUGAAGUUAGUUUCUUAGUUAUUUUCUCUGAAUAAAAAAUAGGGGUGGAAGUUAUACCAAAUGUACUUUAUUGUGAUAGAGCUGAUCUCUUCAAUAGAGAUGUCACUUAGAAUAUAAUAUAAGAUCACUAAUUUAGGUGUCUUUUUUUUGCAGCAGUCUUUUUCUCUUUGUUGCAUUAGAGAGUGCAUUAUUAAACAGUUGCCUUGGAGCAGGUCUAGGGACACAGUCCUCAAAGAUUCAGACCGAGUUGUAGGACAUCAUCUCUUUAAAGCAAAAGAUUACUCCCCUCAACCUUUUCCCAUCUCUGCCCUCCAUCUCUCAAACGUAGACCCUGCUAAUCACAUGGAUACUUAGCUUCUUGAAACCAUAAAGUCUUCCUUUGGUUCCUACAAAUGCUUGUCUUUAUUAAAUGUUAUUUUCUGUAA
Messenger RNA from Antechinus flavipes (yellow-footed antechinus), 3930 nucleotides. It is a transcript of the gene PTRHD1, whose product is annotated as peptidyl-tRNA hydrolase domain containing 1. The record is from RefSeq and is a predicted model, not a curated record. The transcript has 2 exons. The coding region runs from base 76 to 456 and encodes 126 amino acids. Gene Ontology annotation, molecular function: peptidyl-tRNA hydrolase activity. Lineage: Eukaryota; Metazoa; Chordata; Mammalia; Dasyuromorphia; Dasyuridae.